CACACAAACUAAGUUUUAUCAUUGGAGAUGCUAAAAAUAGAACAUACUCUAUGAUCAUGAACAGACCAAAGAAAACAAUGUCGGCGAAAGGUUCCCCUGCUAGUCAAAAGGAAGCAAACACUGAACUCUCAAUCUCCGAUCAACACAUUUCUUCUCUGACCCUCAGUUUUCUUCAAAGAUCUGGCAUGUUCAAACUCAUUCCUCAGAGUUGCAGCAAUAUCAGUGACUUCUAUUCUCAUUUCUUUGCAAAUUUCAUCAAGGUCAAUCUCAUCCAGCCUGGACGAAUCUCUUGCACUGUUUCUGUCAAACCUCAAAUCUCAAAUACUUAUGGAACACUACAUGGCGGGUGUGUUGGUUCUCUGGUUGAGUUGCUGUCAAUAGCGUGUGCUAGAACUGUUGUUUCCGAAGACAGAGAUCUUUUUCUUGGCGAAAUCAGCGUGUCAUAUCUCUCUGGGGCUCCAACCAAUGAAGAAGUUUUAGCUGACGCGUCGGUGGUGAAAAGUGGAAGAAAUGUGACUAUGGUUGCACUAGAGUUUAAACUGAAGAAGACUGGGAAUUUGAUUUAUGUUGCUCAUGCUACCUUCUACAACUUCCCAAUUGCAAAAUUAUGAAACAAUUAUCCUUCUGCUGAUUAUAUAGAAUGAUGUGCAAUGCAUUGCCAUAUCCUUCAAUAUUUAGUCUCAAAAUUGGGAAUGAAGUUUAUGAUACACCAAGUUCAAGAGUUUUGGAGAAAUUAAGGUGGUGAAGUAAUCACUUUUGACACCAUAUAAAGCAGAAAUAAAUAAAAAAAUACUCUUGGUUCACUUAAUCUAGACUAGACAGUGUUUUCAUGAGCAGGAUGGAGAUGUUUUUGUUGUAUGUGUUUGGUGGUGUAGUGUGCAGGCUCAUUGUGUACAAUAGACUAUGAUAAGAGGGCUGUCAUAUCACUAUUUGGUUUUCUUGA
Messenger RNA from Vicia villosa (hairy vetch), 943 nucleotides. RefSeq lists its product as uncharacterized. Gene Ontology annotation, molecular function: fatty acyl-CoA hydrolase activity. Bases 51 to 611 code for a protein of 186 amino acids. The record is from RefSeq and is a predicted model, not a curated record. The transcript is spliced from 3 exons. NCBI's taxonomy places the organism in Eukaryota, Viridiplantae, Streptophyta, Magnoliopsida, Fabales, Fabaceae.